Messenger RNA from Neocloeon triangulifer, 1457 nucleotides. RefSeq names its product mitochondrial folate transporter/carrier. Gene Ontology annotation, cellular component: mitochondrial membrane; mitochondrion. Gene Ontology annotation, molecular function: folic acid transmembrane transporter activity; FAD transmembrane transporter activity. Gene Ontology annotation, biological process: nucleotide transport; mitochondrial transport; folate import into mitochondrion. The record is from RefSeq and is a predicted model, not a curated record. The coding region runs from base 207 to 1196 and encodes 329 amino acids. NCBI's taxonomy places the organism in Eukaryota, Metazoa, Arthropoda, Insecta, Ephemeroptera, Baetidae. The transcript has 6 exons.
CGCUAAGAGUCAACCUGUCAACCUUGCUACUUUUCGAAACAGGCAUGGCCAUGCAACUCGGCUGUUAAUUACGCAAACCUCUCUUUUCUACGACUGCGAGACCGCUGGACAGCAGAAGCGAACCGUCCGCCGGACACCCUUUAAUUUCAAAUAAGCGACAGCAUGCUGAGAUAACGAUUGGAAAAUUGUCGGGAGAGGAAGGAGCAAUGGCAUCGAUCAGCUCGUCCGCAGGGCCCUCGGCAGCCCGUCCGAAAGUUUUGACCUCUGUCUUCAGCCACGUCAAGUACGAGCACCUUCUGGCCGGAGUUUCGGGUGGCGUGGCUUCCACCCUCAUCCUGCACCCCCUCGAUCUCAUCAAAAUCAGAUUCGCAGUGAAUGAUGGACGAGUUGCGAGUCGGCCGCAGUACCACGGCAUGUCCGGGGCGAUGACCACCAUAAUCCGGACAGAAGGGGUGCGAGGUCUCUACCGGGGUGUGACCCCCAACGUCUGGGGCUCGGGUAGUGCGUGGGGCUUCUACUUUUUGUUCUACAACACAAUCAAGACGUGGAUCCAGGGCGGCAACUCUAAGGUGCCUCUGGGACCCAGUCUGCACAUGCUGGCUGCGGCUGAAGCGGGAGUGCUCACGCUCGUGAUGACCAAUCCUAUUUGGGUCGUCAAAACUAGGCUGUGUCUGCAAUAUGGUAUGGAGGGCAGCCAAGGCUUGAAAGUCUACAGUGGCAUGAUGGACGCCUUGAAAUCCAUCUACAAGCAGGAGGGCAUCCGAGGUCUCUACAAGGGUUUUGUUCCCGGCAUGUUUGGCGUUUCACACGGCGCUCUGCAAUUCAUGACUUAUGAGGAGAUGAAAAAUCGCUACAACCAAUACAGAAAGCUGCCAAUCGACACUAAAUUUUCAACAUCGGAAUACCUCAUGUUUGCCGCCUUCUCGAAACUGGUGGCGGCUGCGACGACAUACCCGUACCAGGUGAUCAGGGCGCGACUUCAAGACCAGCACAUUGUCUACAAGGGCUCCUGGGACUGCAUUUUGCAAACUUGGAGAUUUGAGGGAGCCAAGGGUUUUUACAAAGGCUUGGUUCCUAAUUUGAUUCGAGUCGUCCCAGCCACUGCCAUCACGUUUGUCACCUAUGAGAAUGUUUCUCGAAAGCUUUUGGAUAGGAACAAGCGUGUUGAGGGAGAAACCAAAAAUUCGAGCGCAUAAGAUGACACUUGCCAAAAAUCCAAAUAAAUAUUCCUACUUUCAGUUAUACCCUGUGAUGUAGUAAACGCUUUUUCGACACUUGUCAUCUAUUGCGAUAGAAAUGGAUCAUUUGUGUGUGCCUGUAGUGUAAUAGAGGAGUCAGUAUGGUGGUGCUUGUAGAAUGACAAAGAACCAUUAAACAAAUUAAAAUUACAAAACUAUCUUAACUCUAAUUCCAAACCUUACACAUAACACGCACACAAGGAAUAAAAAUAUUUUUUA